AUGUCGCAAAUGUAUGACUCGAAUGUGAUUCUCAUGAUGCUAGGAGAUGAUUUUCGUUUCGACAUGAUCGAGGAGUGGCAUCAACAUUACGAUAACUUUCUUCCACUUUUUGAAGAAAUCAACAGUCGACAUAACGCUAAAAUAAGGUUCGGCACGUUAUCGGAUUACUUCAAUGCCUUAGAACGAUGGUAUGGUAAACACAAACGUCAGCCCUCUACACUUUCUGGUGACUUCUUUCCAUACAAGUAA
Messenger RNA from Angiostrongylus costaricensis, 249 nucleotides. The record is from the annotation of a GenBank genome assembly. NCBI's taxonomy places the organism in Eukaryota, Metazoa, Nematoda, Chromadorea, Rhabditida, Metastrongylidae.